UAAACGAACUUUUGGACAAGUUUAGACCUGUGAUUUGACCAAUGAGAUGUCAGAUCAACAAUACAAAACGUAUACGUCAUGUUAAUCAUAUGAGGUCAUAGAGUUUUCUUGGAAUCCCCGCGUACGUUGACGAUCAUUGUUACGUACGGCGGGGGUGAGCUUUUACACUAUAGUUUUUCAUCAUUUUAUCAACAAACUUUUUAUAGUAUUAUCACAAAAAGUCAAGAGUUUUAAAGGGCUGGUGGCAUUCUGUUUUAAGUUGUCAAAGUGUUUUUCCUAAUCCCUUUUUUUUUUGUCUCUAUGCUUCCUACUUUUUUAUCUGUCAAUAACUCUCAUCUUAUCAUCGGCCUCACUUAACCCCUUUCACACCAUCACUGUGGCCCCACCCCUUUAAUGUCGUGUAAGCACAGGCCUGGGAGUCAAGGUGGGGAGGGGGGAGGGGGAUUGGAGGGGGGUGGGGGGUUGGAUGAGCAUUUGGCCCAUUUGGCAAAGCUUUGUAGGCUUUGCGGCCAAAUGCUCACCAAACACCCUGCAUCAUUUGACAUAGCUGAUUAUCUUGUUUUAAUAAGUAAGUUUGUUUCAGUAGAGAAUGAUGAGCCCCACAUCCAUCCUAAGGGAUUUUGCAAGGGGUGCUACACUGGGAUGAAAUCGCCCAGAAACAAAAAAUGGGUGCCAACAGCUAUCUGGGCACCACACAGACGAAGUCAAACCUGUGUGGUGUGUUCCCAUUCUAAAAAAAUGUCAGUUGGAGGGCGCCCUUCUAAGAAAAAAAGCACAGGUCGUCCCAGGAUAGACCGGUCACUUCAUGCCACCCUGGACUCCUUGAAAGCUAAUUCAAGGGUGCCCGACAUUGCAAUUGAUGAUGAAGUUUUGUUUAAAGAGAGGUUUGGGGUAGCCAAUGACAGUCAAUUUUGUUGUAGAGUAUGUGAAUGUGUCUUUGUUUGUCCUGUUUCAACACCUUGUCAACAUUUGUUUUGUAUGUCUUGUGUACAAAACUUGUUUGGGUCCGAUUCUCGUGUAAAUAUUUCAUGCCCCACCUGCCAUUCACACGUACAUUUCCAGUCACUAACUCCAGCACCCACAUACUUCCAUAACAUUCUUAAAAAAUCAGACAUAUCAUGCAAGCAAUGCAACACAAACCUCACUUAUGACAUAGCCACACAUCACAGCCAUCCUUCACACCAUCCAACAAUCACACAUACUGAUCACAAACAAACCACUGACAACCUCAUAAGCCAACUCACCCCUCAGCAGAAGGAGGAAAUUGGUACCGUACUACUCCGAGAAAAAUUACGUACUUCUAAUGAUGGUGCUACUGCUGUAUUUAGAACAAAAGGACAACCCCUGGUUACGAAACUGAUAACUAAGCCGAGAAUAAGCUCUGCAGACAGCACUCCAUCAACAAGGCGGAGAAGGAGCAUGCAACUUGCUGCCAUCCGGGAUGAGAUCUCCCACUCACCAAACGUCCAGUUUAGGCACGAAGUCUCCAGGGCUCACAAGGCAGGGGCUCUGGAUGACCCAUCCUCCAGCGUCAAAAUCAACGACAUAGACAUGGUCAAUAUGAGGUCCAUGCUUCGGCUAAGCUGGAAGAUGACAAGAAAACUAAAAUCAUGGCUUAAGGAACACAACAUUGCUUCCGAUUGUGAAAAGAAGGUGCGGGCCCAAGAGGCGAAAUUGAUCGGGGACAACCUGGAGGGGGAAUGGGUUCCCCUCCAAUUCCAUAACGAGGAGAGGAAGGAGACGGAGAUUAUCAAGACUCCACUCGUCAAAGUUUCCUCAUUGGAGAGGAAGGUCAUGUCCCUCCUGGACGAAUACGAGAAGCUGAACCUUCUAUCCUUUGACGACACAGGAGGGGAGGUAUGGUUAAAGGUUGGCGGUGACAAGGGAGGUUCCUCCUUCAAAAUGAUGAUCCAAAUCGCCAAUGUGUCCAAGCCCAACAGUGUCCAGAACACAAUAAUCGUCGUGAUGUUUAAUGCUGUAGAUAAUAUUUUUAAUCUACAGCUGGCACUGCAGGGGUUUUCAGCCGAGAUAGAACAUCUCACAACUACAACAUGGAGAGGCAGACCACUGCGAGCAUUCCACUUUGGGGACUAUGAGUACCUCUCCAAAAUCUAUGGCUUAACAGGUCCAAAUGGUCGUCACUGCUGCCUCUACUGUCUUGUCAGCAAGCAGGACAUGAUGAAGCCAGCAACUGAAAGAGGGGAGAGACAGAGUAGGACUCUAGCAACUCUUGAGGAACACCUACACCAGUUCCAGCACUCUGGCUCCAAAAGUGCAAAGGACCACUUCAACGUAGUGCGGUAG
Molecule: messenger RNA, 2304 nt
Organism: Strongylocentrotus purpuratus (purple sea urchin)
Lineage: Eukaryota; Metazoa; Echinodermata; Echinoidea; Camarodonta; Strongylocentrotidae
Exons: 6
Coding region: 394-2304 (636 amino acids)
Source: RefSeq, a predicted model, not a curated record